CGCCGUGUAUAUACUCCGUAUAUACAUACACUCCCACAGCCUUUCUAUAUAUAUACCCUCCGUAUAUCCACACCCACCAUUUCUAUAUGGAUCUCCCUGACUACCAGCAAAAAAUGCAGAAAAUAAUGGACGAAGAUCGUUUCUUGAGCCCCAGCUUCAACAGCUGCUACUCUUCUGUUGCACUGGCCGGAAUCACCGAUAAUACCUCUGAUGAUCAUGGAUUUCCGCCGCCGCCGCCUGUUGGAUCUGUCGCGGCGGAGCACGGCGAGGAGGAGGAGGAAGAGGAAGAUGACGAUGAGGAUGAUUUUGAAUUCUCUUUUGUUCGGGAGAAUUUCGACGCUUUUCCCGGCGGAUUCGUAUACGACGGUCAAAUUGGUUCGGUAUUCCCCGUCUUCAACCGAGAUCUGUUGUUGGAUGAAGGUUUUCGGGAUCCAGAUCGAGGAGACGAAGGCAAGGCGCUCCGUGAGAGUUCCGCAGGGAUAUCGUCGUUGAAGAAUCUGUUCUUAGACGAGCAGCCGCAGUCGUCAUCGUCGUCGUCUGAUGCCGACGAACUGGACUGCGUGCCGCCGGGGACGUACUGCGUGUGGCGUCCGAAGAAGAUCGAUGAAUCGCCGUCUUCUAGCUUAGGCAAGAAGAGCAGUUCUACCGGAUCUCACUCAAUGCCGAGGAGGAUCCGAGACUUGUUGUGUCGGGUCAACAGUCACGGAAAUGACCGCUACGUGUUUUUGACUCCGAAAACGGGCGAAACCUCGAAGGCGGCAAACCGGCCCGGCGUAGAAACGGAGGCCGCCGGAAAAACACAAGCGAAGAAGAAGAAGAGCAAAUCCGCCGCGGCUGCGCCGCCGAUGGCCGCUCACGAGGCGUUUUACUUGAGGAGUAAAGCGGCAAAGGAAGGCGAGAAACGGAAAUCGUAUUUGCCGUACCGGCGGGAACUGGUCGGCUUCUUCGCUAACGUCAAGCCAGCGGCAUUCGGGAAGAUCUGAAUCCAUUAGAACUUCUAAUUUCUCUCUUUCUUAUUAGGAGUUGAUACAGAUCCAAAGAAUCUCAGGAAUCAUCUCUGCCAGAUUCAAAGGAUCACUGUAAAAACUGGCAAAACACCCCAUUGUGUCCAUAUAAUUCAAUUUUUGUUUGUAAUGUAAAUACGGAUUACGGAGUAAUUUUUUUAUUCAUAUAAUCAGAUAUACAUGUGUCGUUUUCCAGCUUGUUAUUGACUAUGCAAAUACUACUUUCCGUCCCAUUAAAAACUUUUGUCUCGG
This is a messenger RNA of Cuscuta campestris, 1256 nucleotides long. NCBI's taxonomy places the organism in Eukaryota, Viridiplantae, Streptophyta, Magnoliopsida, Solanales, Convolvulaceae. The record is from the annotation of a GenBank genome assembly.